AUGAGUGCGACGCUUGUUGCAUCAUCAAAUCAGAUGUUUUCAACUUUCGGCCAGCCAACGCGGAGUCCGUCUCCAGCGUUCAAUCCUUUUGCGACGAACUCCGAGAACAAAGGCAGCGCAUUCGGAAUUGAUAGUGCAGGCGACUCGUCAAAGACGAAGCGAACCAAGCGAUCAUCAGCAUUUGGCGACCAGAGCGACAAUGAAGCAAAGCGCAAGGCGAAUAACCGGUUCAAAAACAAGGAUGCCAAUCUGAGUGACGGAGGCGGCAGGAACAAGAACCGGAAAAGUGACGAAAAAAAGAAUAAUACUGAUCCGAAGAAAAACCCAUUCAAUACUGCCACCUUCUCCAGGAAGCAAGCAGGACAAAACACGCGGGGCAAUGGAUCAACUCCUUUUGUGGCGACGCGUAACGAGUCGCGACCAACUUCAUCAUCAAGCGCCAACUCCGACGAUGAGCCUAUCCCCGAUACCUAUCAUUCCGACGAUCCGCAAGCGAAAAGGGUGUACGAGCAACUGCGUAAAGAUGGCAUUCACCCUCCUCAGUGGCCUUCUCAACCUGGGAAUCCCAAGAAUAAGGCUGAAGUGACAAAGUUCCGCGAGAAAUACGAAACCUACCGCAAUAAGGCGCGCGCAUCUCUGACGAAGGCCGGACUCAUCGAUGACCCAGAUAAGCGCAAAACUCUCCAGGAUGCUAUCGAUUUCAAAGGCAUCUGCGAGGAUAUGUGCCCUGAGUACGAGAAGAUCACGCGAAUUAAUGAAAUGGACGUUCAUCAGCCCGAAAAGAACCCCAAGACUACAUACGCGAAUACUCGUCGCAUGGUCAAGAAGCUCGCUCGCUCCGCCGCUGGUCAAGAAGCGCCAUUGCCCAUGGACGUUCGAUCCGUGCCGGCCCUCAAAAGGACAUUGGACUAUUUGAUUGACGACCUGUUACGUGACGACGGCAACCUACCAGUCUUGCAUGGGUUUUUAUGGGACAGAACACGCGCAAUCCGCAGAGAUUUCACCUUCUUUUCGUCACUCACUCCCGACGAAAUGAAGAUCCAGGUCUAUGUUUUGGAGAACAUCGCGCGAUUUCAUGUUACGGCACUUCAUCUUCUCACUCGAGACGGCAAAACACCCGAGGACUUCGUGGAACAGCAGGAAUUAGAACAGCUUGGGAAAGCCCUCUUGUCCCUCCGCGACGCUUACGAUGAUUGUAAUGAUCAGGGCAUAAGAUGUGAGAAUGAGCCUGAAUUCCGGGCAUACUACCUUAUCUUCCAUGCCUACGAUUCGAACAUCAUAGAAACGUUGCAGCGUCAAUGGAAACCUGCCCUCUGGAAGGACUCCAAUGAGAUCCGUACAGCCGUCCUACUCGUUGAGGCUCUGCAAAAUACCCAAGACUUUCACGGGCCUCUGAAGGAUGCGCCGUCAUUAGCCGCAUCAGCUGCAUAUCAAUCAUAUUUCAGAAUAGUUGAGGAUCCUAAAGUUUCCUACACAAUGGCUUGCUUCGCAGAAUGCCACUUUCCCAGGCUUCGUCGCGCUAUCUUGGCCGCCAUCAAUAGAGGUCUCGCUCGGCCUAGGGAGACGUCCAAGGACGUUACUGCCGCUGUUUUGAACAAGUUUCUUCGCUUCGAUACCAUCGAGCAAGCUAUUGAAUUUGCGGAGCUUCACAAUAUCGAAUUUAGCCAAUGCGAUGAGGACCCCUCCGAUGCCAGUCGCCAAUACGCGAAACUGGACAGUCGUGGUUCUUUACCUCACCUUCGUCUUCAACACCAAUUCUCUUACUCUCUUGUCGAAAAGAAGCGUGGCUCAAAAUCCCUACCAGAACUGAUACAUCAAACAACCUAUCAAAGCGCAAAUCCUCCUAAGGCUGCAGUUAACGGUUCAUCCCAAGAAAGCCUUUUUGUUCCAGAAACAAAACCUACUACCGACAAACCAACAAUCCCCACUGGACCCAAAGCUACAACGUCAAACCCAUUUUCAUCAUUUGGCAAGCCUAGUGAAUCUGGAGGGGACAACAAGCCCAUCAAUGGCAACUCAGGUAAGACCCCAUUCCCACUGUUUAAUUUGCGCCAAAGAUUCUGCAUCCCAUGGUUCUCUGCAUGUUCGAUUACAUGUAAAGACCUUUACUUUGCAGGCGAAUAG
Messenger RNA from Fusarium odoratissimum NRRL 54006, 2124 nucleotides. RefSeq lists its product as uncharacterized. Lineage: Eukaryota; Fungi; Ascomycota; Sordariomycetes; Hypocreales; Nectriaceae. The record is from RefSeq and is a predicted model, not a curated record. Bases 1 to 2124 code for a protein of 707 amino acids. Gene Ontology annotation, biological process: mRNA export from nucleus. The transcript has a single exon. Gene Ontology annotation, cellular component: nucleus; transcription export complex 2; cytoplasm.